Messenger RNA from Triplophysa dalaica, 617 nucleotides. RefSeq names its product COX8 domain-containing protein. The record is from RefSeq and is a predicted model, not a curated record. The coding region runs from base 67 to 297 and encodes 76 amino acids. Lineage: Eukaryota; Metazoa; Chordata; Actinopteri; Cypriniformes; Nemacheilidae. Gene Ontology annotation, biological process: mitochondrial electron transport, cytochrome c to oxygen. The transcript is spliced from 2 exons. Gene Ontology annotation, cellular component: mitochondrion.
CAGUCCUGAGACAGGAAACCCAGGGGUUGCACCCAUAGACGUACUGCUAUCCAAACAGCUGCUGGGAUGCUGGCCUUUCUGAAAGGAGCUGUUCAGCCUAUGACUGUCAGCAGGGCUAGGAGUCUUCUUCAGAAACGUGACUCCAGCAUCUACAGCAAGCCAGCAAAAAACAAGAUUGGACCUGGGCAAAGUCUCUUCAUUAUGUCCGUGUUUGCUGUUGCCCUUCUGGCGCCUGCCGGCUGGAUCCUGCACCACAUCCCAGAAUAUCGUCAGAGACCACAACCUCCACCUUCUUAAAGAAAGCACAUCUCUGUCACGGUCAGCUUACCUGAUGUUGUGUGGACAAAAGUGGCUGUCCCUGUCACUUGCAUUUGACUUUAUAUAAAACAUACAGAUUUAAACAAACAUUAACUUAAACAUACAUUUUGGCUCAACAUAAUAAAAGACUGUUCUGUUGUUUAAGAAAAACAGCCCUAUUUGAAUCUAAUGGGAAAUGCAAUUUUGUGCUGUUUAAUCCCUCCAGACUGUCGCCCAUAUUGUUAUUGUAAGCAAACUCUUCUGCGGAGUAAAAUGAGUGCACUGUUCUAAUAAAGUUUGCCUUUGUUGAUAACUCAGUU